Messenger RNA from Oryctolagus cuniculus (rabbit), 2042 nucleotides. RefSeq names its product sterile alpha motif domain containing 3 (gene SAMD3). Lineage: Eukaryota; Metazoa; Chordata; Mammalia; Lagomorpha; Leporidae. Gene Ontology annotation, molecular function: protein binding. The record is from RefSeq and is a predicted model, not a curated record.
GCUGAGGGAUGCCUGUGGAAAAAAAGUAGGAGAAGGUGAAAGAAUUUGAGAAAUGAAACUAGGCAAUAGGUUAAAAUCAGUCUUGCUUUUAAAAUUACUGUGCAUUGUAUUAGCAACUUUUAAAUGCGUAUUGCAAAAAUUGCCCUUUUUUAAAAGCUUUGUAUUGAGAGUCUAAAGGAGUCUUGCAGGGCUAGGAGCUGAUUGUUAAAAAAUAAAAACUAAAGAACCACAGUCUGGAAAAAGAAAAGCUGGAGAUUCCUCUCUGAUCUUUUGCUCUACAGGUGGAUUUACAGGAGCCAGCGAUGGAAACUUGGUCAGUGGAUCAGGUCUGCAGCUGGUUGGUGGAGAAAAACUUAGGAGAACUAGUCCAUAGGUUUCAAGAGGAAGAAGUAAGUGGGGCCGCCCUUCUAGCACUUAAUGAUCGGAUGGUUCAGCAACUGGUAAAGAAAAUCGGGCAUCAGGCAGUUCUGAUGGAUUUAAUUAAAAAAUACAAGCAGAAGGGCCAAGGACUGCAGGGUCCUGGAAGCUGCAGUGACAGAGCCCUGGUCACACAAACAGAAGCAGCCCCACAAGAUGAACAGUCUUCCAGUCUAGCCAGCUGUGAGGAACAGACACCAUCGUUUUACCCAGCUGACAACCUAGAUAAUGGACAAAUCGACCAAAGAGUAUUGAAACAGAGAAGAAAUGUGAAACAUGUUCUAGCCAGGAAUAAACCAUUGCAGUGGACAAACUCCUAUGUCUUACCUGAGUUUCCCUAUGAUGUCAAAUGUAUGUUGGCAGAGCAGAAGUGUCCCGACCACAGCAUGAGAAUAAGGAUGAUCGAGUUCCUCCAGGCUGACAUGACAAAGUAUCUGGAAGGCUCCCUGUACCCUACCACCCAGCAGUACAAUGAUGUGGUCAGUGCCCUGCUGCAAGCCCACCCUUUCCUGGAUGACAGUGGCUGUGGCUUUUUUUCAUGGAAACGAGCUCUCAAAGAUCGCUUUAAGUAUGUUCGAAGGCCUAUAGAAGAUGAUGAACAAGUGCUGAGAAAUAAGUGUAAAUUUGGACACCGACGAGGCCAGACAAGGAAAUCUCUUGAUGAUAUACGAUUUGAUGAAAUUAAAAUCGUGCAGAUAAAAGAAGAAGUUGUUAGUUCGGAUUCUGAAGUAGAUGAACAUAUUAACUGGUUCCAGCAAGAAUACGUGAAAACAGAAAAGGACUGGAGAGAAAUUGACAAGAGGAUGAGCCAGACCUUGGGAAUAAGAAGAAAGAUGAUCAGAAGCGGAACACCUCUGAAGGACAUCCUUAAAAUGUUUCCUUUCCUGAAGUGUCCUUAUCAGAUGUUCAGAGAAAUCCAACUUCUUACAAGAACAGAUAUUUACAAGAAAACAAGGCACAUUUUGGAAUCCUAUUCAGAAAACAUACUGACUUCUCUUUCAGUGGUGGACCAUCCAAUCAGCAUUGCAUUCCAAGAAAAAAUAAAGCAGUGCACAGAUGAAGACAUGCUGAAAUAUAUGAAGAUGAUGGCCACGUGUUUACUCCUCCCAAAUGUUUUUGGGGAUGACCCCAGUCUCUUUGUCAGUGUCAAUGAGAAGGUACAAGUGUCCACGCCUGUGCUGGAAGUUAAAAAUCCUUUCAACAUCAACGCUUGUGAAAUUUCUUUAUAUUUAGACAAAGAGAGGCUCACAAAGGUAGACGACUGUGUCACAGCCGUGGCUGUUCUUGUGGCUGCCUUUUAUGUAUUUGGGAUCGAGUGUCCAAGAAGACUGUCCCAAACCCUAAACUUCCUAGAGACACUGAUUUUUGAUGUCCACAGCCCCCAUUUUCCUUCUUUGAAAGAAAAGGAAAAGGAAGUAGGAUUUCAAUACCCACUUAAUAGUAUGCUACAUACUGUAUCAGAAUUUGCUUCUGGGACACAUGAAACUUUGUAACCAACUGUCUUGAUUUAGUGCUGUGGUAGAGAUAGAUAUUAGAAAAUCAUCCUGUAUCAAAGAUGCUAAUGAAUUUCAAUACCUUUUAUCUUUAGAUACUUAAGUCUGUGAAAUUCUCAUAAAAUAUUACUG